CACUCCAAUCUUCCAAAGAUGAAGAAACUAACAACAUCUCUUAUGUUGACAAUCUCCUACCUCCUCCUCCUCACCGCCGCCACCCCCGCCCCGGGCCCGUGGGUCCAAACCCUCACCAAAGGCAACAAAAAAAUCACAAAGCUCCAUUUCUACGUCCACAACCUCGAACUCGGCCCCAACGCCACCGUGUACCGCGUUGCGACCGCCUCCAUCACCUCCACCUCCCCCACCAGCUUCGGCCAGGUCAACGUCUUCGACGACCGCGUCACGGCCGAGCCCGACAUCAAAUCUGAGCAAGUCGCCCGGGCGCAGGGCACGUCCGCCUACGCCGACCUCCAAGCCGGGGCCAUUGCCAUGACCGCAAACUUUUACAUAACGUCGGGAGAGUUCAACGGGAGCACGUUGGUCAUUGCCGGCCGAAAUCCGCUGCUGGAACCGACGAGGGAGCUCCCGGUGAUCGGAGGCACGGGCGCCUUUCGGCUCGCUCGGGGAUACGCCGUUGUUGGAAUUUAUUUGUAUGAUAAAGCCGCGCGUUAUUCUGUUCUCGAGUAUACUGUUUAUGUGAUCUCACGUAGACAUAUGUUGUGUGUAUGAUUUUAUUAUUGUUAUUGUUAAUAUUAUUAUUAUUAGACAUCUUUGUAUAAUAAAUUAAGGGGUUUCGACAUUUCUACGAUGUCAUGGGAAAAAUCGAAAGUUAAUAGUAAUAAAGUUAGGGACUUUUAUUUGA
Salvia hispanica is the source of this 727-nucleotide messenger RNA. The record is from RefSeq and is a predicted model, not a curated record. Lineage: Eukaryota; Viridiplantae; Streptophyta; Magnoliopsida; Lamiales; Lamiaceae.